This is a messenger RNA of Pseudo-nitzschia multistriata, 1489 nucleotides long. Lineage: Eukaryota; Bacillariophyta; Bacillariophyceae; Bacillariales; Bacillariaceae. The record is from the annotation of a GenBank genome assembly.
CUUAGGUCCCAUUGCCUCGAAUCAAAUCAAAUCUAUCGUGCGCCAUUUCCAUUCAAACACAUUUUUUUUACUUUCUACACGAUGGGUCGCUUCUUCAAGAAAUUUCGGCAGAGAAUCGAAAGCCGCAUCGAUGCCGCUGUUGCCGAGGCUACUGGUGGCGGCGGAUUUGGCAUUGCCAACCAAACCGCUGCCCAGCUUUCCUUUGAGGAACAGAAGCCCGAUUCGAUGCGACAGAAGGACGUUCGAAUGAUUUCGGGUUGCGAGGAUUCUCAAACCUCGGCGGAUGUUUCCAACGUUGCACAUUUUUCGCUACCCGAUCCGGCAGGCCGUGCGGGGGGUGCCUGUACCUCGACCCUCCUGAACAUUUUGUACAAGGACGAAACCGUCCCGGAAGACACCCUGAGUUUUACGCAGGUUCUCGAGCUCAUGAGGUCCGAUUUGCGCCGCGGGGGCUAUAGCCAGAUCCCCCAACUGACCUCGCUCAACAAGAUUGACGUCGAGACGGACUUUCAGCUUGUGCCCAGCACCGCUACCGGAGUCCAUCGGGCGGUCAUGGUUGGAAUCAAUUAUGUCGGACACAGCCCUGGAGAGCUCCGAGGUUGUCACAACGAUGUCUUGAAUAUGGUACGUCUUAUGUGGUACAAGCGAAACGCCGAGUGUAUUACUGUGAAGUGCAGAGCAAAUUUCCAUUGGGUCCUGAUCCCUGACUCCCUAGCCAUUUUCGUGUGACAUUGACCUCUCUCGUGUUGUAGAAAAAGUACAUCAUGGAAGUACACGGGUUUGAAGAGGAAAACAUUGUAAUCCUGAUGGACGAUGGGAUCCACACAUCGCCGACUAAGGAGAACAUGAUUGCAGCUUACGAACAAAUCGUUGCCGACAGCGAAGAGGGCGAUGCCAUCUUUUUGCACUACUCGGGUAAGAGUCGAAACGUCAUGCAAGAACUGUAUUUUAUCCAAGAGCUCGUACAUUGCCACAGUGCAAGGCAAGAAUGCCAUACUCGCAUCAUGCUUUUUAAUUUUGUCUCUUGGGUGUAUUGACAUGCUAACCAACUUCUGUGCAUUUCUUUCUUGCACCGGAUGGCAACCUGCAGGCCACGGAACUAAGCUUGUCGACCAAAGUGGAGACGAAGACGAUGGUUAUGAUGAAGCGCUAGUGCCCUUGGACUUCAGGGAAAGUGGAAUGAUCCUGGACGACGAUCUCUUUGAUAUUUUGAUUGCGCGCCUCAGCGAUGGGGUUCACAUGGUCUCGCUUAUGGAUUGCUGUCACUCUGGGACUAUUUUAGAUCUGCCCUACAUUUUUAAGCCAAUGCAAGACGGAUCCAUGCCCCAAGAGAUGCAAUUGGACGACUCAGUAAAUUUAGAUGGCAUUCUCCAGCAAUUUGGUGGCCAGGCAUUGGGCAUGUUGACUAAUUUUUUGAAUUCAAAACUAGAGUAAUCCGAGCGGCCAUGUAUUCAAAAAAAGGAUGAAAAAAUAAAUUAAUGCAAUAAAA